This is a messenger RNA of Penicillium nucicola, 816 nucleotides long. RefSeq lists its product as uncharacterized. NCBI's taxonomy places the organism in Eukaryota, Fungi, Ascomycota, Eurotiomycetes, Eurotiales, Aspergillaceae. The record is from RefSeq and is a predicted model, not a curated record. The transcript is spliced from 2 exons. The coding region runs from base 1 to 816 and encodes 271 amino acids.
AUGCAAGUCCUUCUUCUCGGCGGCCACGGCAAAGUUGCCCUGCACCUAACCCCGCUGCUGCUCAAGCGCGCCUGGAACGUAACCAGCGUGGUUCGCAACCCAGACCACGAAAGCGAGAUUCUAGCCUUGGGCAAGGGUCUUAAGGGCAAAUUAAACGUACUCAUCUCCAGCCUGGAAGAUGUCAAGAGCCCAGCCGAUGCACAGAAGAUCAUCGAUACCGUGACACCAGACUAUGUGGUCUGGUCGGCGGGCGCGGGCGGCAAAGGGGGCCCAAACAGCACCAUAGCCAUCGACCAAGAAGCCGCCAAGCACUUCCUAACGGCCUCAUUCGCCACAAAAGGCAUCACGAAAUUCCUCAUGGUCUCCUACCUAGGCAGUCGCAAAACCCAACCAACCUGGAUGCCUGAUGACCAAUGGGCCGGGAUUGUGCGCGUGAACAACGAAGUCCUCCCAACAUACGCCAAAGCCAAGCAGGAGGCGGACGAGUACAUGACUGCACUGGCAGCACGGCGCAAAAGUGAUCCGAACGCUGCGGCCUUCCAGGCGAUUAAUCUGCGGCCGGGGCUGCUUACUGAGGAACCUGCUACGCGGAAGGUCGAGUUGGGGAUUACGCCCAAGGGACGAGGCAGUGUUACGCGGGAGGAUGUGGCUAUUGUUGCGGAUGAGUUGCUUUCUAGGGCUGAUACUGAGGGGUGGAUUGAUCUUGUGAAUGGGGAGGAAGGGGUUCGUGAGGCCGUUGAGCGGGUUGCUAAGGAGAAGGUAGAUGCUGUCGUUGGGGAGGAUGUUGAGGGCAUGGUGAAGCGGUUCUUUGGGUGA